CUUCUUUCAGCAGCAGCAACAGUUCGUCAGACACCUCGGUAGCUUGCUAGACAAAAUAGACGAACCAAUAAAGGUCUUUAGACGUAUUCGUAAUUAUUAGCCACUGUGUUUUAAACCCUCUUCUGUCGUCUAGUUAGUUAUCCGUUUUAAUUUCAUAUUUACAGUGUUGUUAUUAUUCCGUUAGCGGGCUGGUUAAGUUAGCAUUAGCCUAGCUAGCUAACAUCCCCGACCAUGCGGUCACUAAGCUACUCCCCUGCUAUAGAAGAAGCGGGUAUCACAGUAAAACAAGAAGUAGAGGAUGAGGCCGUUACUGUGAAAGAAGGGGAAGAAGCGUUCAGAGUGAAAGAGGAGGAGGAUGUUACAGUAAAAGGAGAGGAGGAUGCAGUUUAUGGAGUGAAAGAGGAGGAGGAAGAGAUGACUGUUACAUUGAAAACGGAGGAGGAAGAAGAGGAGGAAACUGGAUAUCUGGUCCCGGUUUCCCAAACGCAUCUUAAGGUGUCCGAUGGUUCUAACGGUGAACUUAGCCAUAAGAUGGUUUUGAGAAACCGUUCCCUGAUUAACACUCGAGAGAGACGGGACUAUCGUGGAUCCUCUGGGGAGCCUCAACAGCCCCAUGAUGCUGACAGGGCAGAGAAGAGUCUCUCCACAUCAGAACUCCUCAAGAAACACCAGCAGAGAUCGACAGGAAAGAAACCUCACCGCUGCUCUGACUGUGGGAAGAGAUUCACCUCCUCAUCAGGCAUUAAAAUUCAUCAGAGAUUCCACACAGGAGAGAAACCUUAUUGCUGUGGUCAAUGUGGGAAGAGAUUUACCUCCUCAUCAUGCAUUAAAAUUCAUCAGAGAAUUCACACAAGAGAGAAACCAAAUGGCUGUGCUCAAUGUGGGAAGAGUUUUGUUAAUUCUUGCAAUCUGACUGCACACCAAAGAACACACACAGGAGAGAAACCAUAUGGCUGUGCUCAAUGUGGGAAGAGUUAUUUUACAUCUAGCCAUCUGACUGCACACCAUAGAAUACACACAGGAGAGAAACCAUAUAGCUGUGAUCAAUGUGGGAAGAGUUUUGUUAAUUCUUGCAAUCUGACUGCACACCAAAGAACACACACAGGAGAGAAACCUUAUAGCUGUGGUCAAUGUGGGAAGAGUUUUACUACAUCUGGCUCUCUGACAGUACACCAGAGAACACACACAGGAGAGAAACCAUAUAGCUGUGAUCAAUGUGGGAGGAGUUUUAGUACUUCUAACUAUCUGACAGUACACCAGAGAACACACACAGGAGAGAAUCCGUUAUGUGAUCAAUGUGGGAAGAGUUUUACUACUUCUGGCUAUCUAACUAUACACCUUAGAACACACACAGGAGAGAAAUCUUAUAGCUGUGAUCGAUGUGGGAAGAGUUUUACUCAGCCAAACAGCCUGAAUAUACACAAGCGGACACACACAGGGGAAGGGAUACUUCCCUUCCCCUGUGUCUCAGAUCUCUGAUUAAACAUAAAAUACAUCAAGGAGUUGUUUCAUGAUAUCAUUGAAAUAAUGUCACAAUGUAGAAUGUUUUAACAUUGUAGUAGGAGUAUUUUAAUGAUGUCACAAUGUAGAAUGUUUUAACAUUGUAGUAGGAGUAUAUUAAUGAUGUCACAAUGUAGAAUGUUUUAACAUUGUAGUAGGAGUAUUUAAAUGAUGUCACAAUGUAGAACCCUAAAUGUUUGUCCCCUGUUCUAUUGAUUUCAACAUGAUAUGGAUAUUAGCCUCAGGGGGGAAAUCCAGGCUCUGAAUUGGAAGAGUAUUAUUUAUGAGAUUUAACAAAAAGUUACUAACACAAAUAGAGCUGUGUUACACUUACCACGUUGGUGACCCACUGGAAUCAAAAUGCAACACUUCAAAAUGUAGCUAGCUGUUUUCUACAAGUUGUCCUCUAAUCAGGGAUGUACACAUUAUUCCCAUAUUCUGUGUGGUUUUUGAGCUGUUAGUUUUAACAGGACGCGAAACCUCAUCUCCCUUCUGUCACACAAUUAAUUUUGACAUGAUAUCGAUGAGUGAUGACAAAUAAGGGUUGUGUUCGUUUGUUUAGCGACCCCUACAUUUAAAUUCAUCACUCCAAAAUGUAGCUGACUGUCUUCUGCGGGUUGUCAUCUAACCAGUGAGGUUAAAGAUAUUUCCCAUUUCCAUGUGUUUUUUUAGUUGUUAGUUUCAACAGCACAUACAACCUGAUUUCCCCCCUAAUCGAUAUCAGUGAUUUAUUGCUACUUGUCAAAACAACAGUGUUUCUGGUGCUUGUGCAGUUUAUAAGGUGCUUGUUUUAAAAAAUAUUAUUAUUGUGGCAGAUGUUUGUGUAAAUAGCACAUGUUAGGUUUUCAAUUUAUCCCAAACUGUUUCUGCAUAUUGGUUAUUGAUUUGGACAUGUUAAAACUGUGUUUUGACAUUGGGGCUAUCCUACCAAGCAACUAUGCAACCAAAUAUUUCAUAUUUACAUUUCAUGUAACAUUUGGUAAUGAUAAUUAUUUAUGCAACCAACUGAUAAUUAUAUUGACAUUGUUGCCCUGCUUUUAGAAUAUCAAGGUUAAUUCUCAGAUGUGCCAACCCAAAUGUACUAGAGCAUGACAUUGGGGACUGGGACCCGAUCCAACAACAUGCCUAUCUAGUGAACUCUGAAAAGAGAGAGAAGCUCAGCAGUGAGGUGGAAAGUUACUACGGAUAUUGCAGGAGUUUCCUCUUGAAAUCAGACAUGUCUGUGGUGAGAACAACCUGGUUGCUGAUUGUCUCAAGGGGGGCAGUCAAAAUGUUUUGUGUUUUGCAUUUAGCCAGUGCAUUGCCAUGGAUCACAGUUUAUUUUUACUGCACGUUUUUCCGUAUUGGAGAUGAGUUUUGUUUGGGCUCGUUCCAAGGGGACGGGAGUUCUAGAAGCGAAUGAGUUUUAGGAAGACGAGAGUUCUAGAAGCUAUAGAAAGAAAAAUCUUUGUGGGAAUAAUAAAAAAUAAAUAUUGUUUGUAAUUGUUGUUUGCCAGUAGACAGACACCAUGUUUAUAUUGGUGAAGGUGAAGCA
Salvelinus fontinalis (brook trout) is the source of this 3034-nucleotide messenger RNA. Its product is annotated as zinc finger protein 664-like. Lineage: Eukaryota; Metazoa; Chordata; Actinopteri; Salmoniformes; Salmonidae. The record is from RefSeq and is a predicted model, not a curated record. The transcript is spliced from 2 exons. Gene Ontology annotation, molecular function: RNA polymerase II cis-regulatory region sequence-specific DNA binding; DNA-binding transcription factor activity, RNA polymerase II-specific. Gene Ontology annotation, biological process: regulation of transcription by RNA polymerase II. Bases 232 to 1479 code for a protein of 415 amino acids.